AUGGCGCAAGCGAUCAUCGCCCAAUGUGCGAAGGUCGACAAAGCAGGCACCGGGACCGUGAAGCAUGACUUGCUCGCGAAGGCUCUGAAAGCUGCCCUGCCCGAUGCAUGGCACGACGACGAGAUUGAGUCGCUCUUGCAUCCCUGGGGAGAUGUUGUGGAAUACAAGGACUUCGUCGGAUGGCUCUUCCGCGAUCGCUCACCCGUCCAUGCGCUGCGGAGACGAAGUUCUUUCAAGGUUGCCAUCUUCUCUUGUGCACCGUACGACCGCGAGUGGUUCGACAGAACCAAUCAGGAGCUAGGCUGCAACUUCGACUUCGAAUAUCACUCUGAGCAGCUCAACAUCGACACGGUGUCCCGCGCCAGGGGCUGCUCGGCGGUGUGCACCUUUGUGAACGACUUCGCAGGGGAAGAUGUGGUCAAGGCAUUGGCGGAGGAGGGUGUGAAGCUCAUUGCUCUGCGGUGCGCUGGCUUCGACCGUGUGGAUCUCCAGGCGGCAAAGGAAGCCGGCGUCACAGUGGCUCGGGUGCCGGCCUACAGCCCCUAUGCUGUCGGGGAGCAUGCUGUGGCGCUGAUGCUGUCUCUGAACCGACGCAUCCCCAACUCCUAUCGCAACAGCCGGCUUGGCAACUUCAAGCUGGAUGGUCAGCUGGGCUGCGACAUGCACCGAAAGCGUGUCGGCAUCAUCGGAACCGGCUUGAUCGGGACGAUCGCCGCGACUGUCUUGAAGAAGGGCUUCGAGUGUGACGUGGUCGCCUACGACGUCUUCCCGAAUCCGAAGAUCAGUGACCCUGCGCCGAACGGUCUGGGAAUUCCCUACCUCGACCUGGACACGGUCCUUUCCACCUGCGAUUUCAUCUCGCUUCAUGCACCUCUGUUACCGUCCACGAAGCACCUGAUCAAUGCGGAGAAGCUGAAGAUCAUGAAGAAAGGCAUCAUGAUCGUGAACACCUCUCGCGGCGGACUCAUCGACACGGCGGCGCUCAUCCAGGGUCUGAAGGACGGCACCAUUGGGGGAGCUGCAAUGGACGUCGUCGAAGGGGAAGCUCCCUACUUCUUCAGGGAUUUCUCGACCAGCUGCAUUACGGACGACAACAUAGCAACGCUGGUUCGCAUGCCCAAUGUGAUCCUGACCCCGCAUUUGGCGUUCUUCACCAAGGAGGCGCUGAAGACCAUCUCCGACACCACCCUGAAGAGCAUGCAGGGUGUUCGAGAGUGCACGGGGCCGCCGAAGCAGAAUGGAGUGCUGGACACUGUCUGUCUUCCACCAGAGGCGCCCAAGGACAGCGCAAAAGGUGGGUACCCUCCAACCCGUCAUCAAGAGCGGAGCCAGCGAAUGGCUUUCAUGAAGGAGCUUCCGGCACCUGGUCCAGAGCUGAAGGAGAAAGACCUUCCGGCCUUGGAGAACGCGCACUCGCGCCCCUUUCGUGUGGCUUUCUACUCUGCAAUGCCGCACGACAAGGAGGUUUACGAGAAGAUGAACGAGGAGUUUGAUGCGAACAUUACUUUCCAGUUCUUCAAGGCCGCCCUGUGCCCUGAGACAGUCGAGCAGGCGAAGGGCGCCGAUGCGGUCUGCGUCUUCGUUCAUGACGACUGUUCUGCGGAGAUCCUGGCCACACUGAAGGAGUUCGGGGUGAAGAUGGUCGCGCUGCGCUGUAGCGGAUUCAACAACGUGGACGUGGAGACGGCCGACGAGCUGGGCUUAGCCAUCGCCAGGGUCCCUGCGUACUCGGCCUUUGGCUCCGGUGAGCAUGCCGUGGCCCUGGCCACGUCGGUGAACCGCAGCAUCCCGCAGGCCACAGAGGGCACCCGGCGCUCGAACUUCACCCUGAACGGCCUCCUCGGCUUUGACAUGGUGGGCAAGAAGGUCGGUAUCAUCGGCACCGGACGCACAGGGUGUGUGGCCGCUCGAAUCUUCAAGAAUGGAUACCGCUGCGAUGUCAUUGCACAUGACAUCGAAGAGAACGAGUUGGUUCGUGACGCGCCGCCGGCUGGCCUCGGCAUUCCCUACGUGUCCUUGGAGGAGCUACUCCGAACGAGCGACAUCAUCUGCUUGCAUGUGCCGCUGCUGCGCGAGACAGCCAAGCUUAUCAACGCCGACGCCAUUGCCAAGAUGAAGCGAGGUGUGAUUCUGGUGAACGUGUCCCGCGGUGGGCUGAUUGACACGAGAGCUCUCAUCGACGGCCUCCGACAAGGCAUCGUUGGCGGAGCCGGCCUGGAUGUCGUAGCUGAGGAAGGCGAGUACUUUCACCGGGAUUGGAGCAACAAAGUCAUACAGAGCGACGAUCUGAUGACGCUCAUCGGCUUCAACAAUGUGGUGGUCACAUCGCACCAGGCCUGGUUCACGAAGGAAGCCUUGCGAAGCAUCAUCCACACCACGCUGUGCAACCUCAACGCUGCGAGGAAUGGUGUGCGGCCACCAUGGCAGCGUGGGAAGUACGAUACCUUGGUGACUACACAGUGCCUUUCCCCACGGAAGAGGCGGCACUGA
This is a messenger RNA of Symbiodinium sp. CCMP2456, 2490 nucleotides long. The record is from the annotation of a GenBank genome assembly. Lineage: Eukaryota; Dinophyceae; Suessiales; Symbiodiniaceae.